AGUCAAAGUAGAGGUGUUGCAUUGUUAAUACGUUAAAUCUGAUCAUCAUGGAGAUAAAUGGUUAUAGAUGUAAUAAUUGUGCAACUUCAAUGGAAAAAAAAGAACGACAAUUUUACAUUACCCAGUGUGGUCAUUUAUUUUGUCAAAAAUGCAAUGAAGCAGCUAAAGCAAAAUGUCCAGUUUGUCAUGCUGUUGGUGUUCAAAGUUUGAUUUUAAAAAAACCACUUCCAUCAGCAGUUUCGUCAUUAUUCAAGAAUUCACUUGAUCAAAUUGAUCAAACUGGUACGAUUCUUAAAUUUCAAUUUAGUCAGCAAUUAAAUUUGAGUAAUCAACUUGAAAUACUUGAUAAAAAAUAUGAACGUAUAAAAAAAGUACACUGGCAGUUGAUGAAACAAGCCAAGCCAUUGAUGGAAAAAAAUAAAAAACUCAAGAUGAUUAUUAAUUCAAUACAAUCACGUUAUCAUCAUAAUACACCACCAACUCAUGAUUCACCAAUGAUGGUUGAUCCUUCAUUGAAAUCUUUCAAUGGAAGUUUUGUUUUACCAACAACAAAUCAAUUUUAUGAUCAUUCACGUCAUUCUUCCAGCAAUCAAAGACUAUCAGAUUAUCGUCAAUCAACACGUUAUUUAACACCAAGUAGUUCUGAUGUUACUGUAUCACCAGCAAUCUAUUCUUCAGCAGGUGCUGCUUACGAUACUCCAAUGCCUAGAGCACAAGAAUCAUUUAAUGAUUUAAAUUCAUUCAAGUUACAAUUAAAUUAAAAAAAAAUAUAUGUAUUAUUUUCAUUUAAAAUAUCUUGUUUAUUUGUUAUUCAAUAUCUAUUUUAAAUAUUAAUUUAAUUUCUUGGUCAAUUACUAAUUGACAAUACUGAUCAUGUUGAUGAAUCAUCCAUCAAAUUCACUUUGAAAAAAAAAUAAAUAAAUAUGCGUGCGCGCAUUUGUGUUUACUUGUCU
Molecule: messenger RNA, 953 nt
Organism: Aphidius gifuensis
Lineage: Eukaryota; Metazoa; Arthropoda; Insecta; Hymenoptera; Braconidae
Product: zip homologous protein 1-like
Exons: 4
Coding region: 48-761 (237 amino acids)
Biological process (GO): reciprocal meiotic recombination; protein sumoylation; homologous chromosome pairing at meiosis
Cellular component (GO): synaptonemal complex
Molecular function (GO): SUMO transferase activity
Source: RefSeq, a predicted model, not a curated record